CACCGCCUGUCUCUCCGUCUCUGUCUCUCUUGAUUCACCGCCGCCAUUAACCACUUCCCGGCGGCUCUAAGUACGUGUUCCAAGAUCUGCUUCUUUCCCGCCUUAUUAAUCUACCGCCAUGACACUAGAGAUUUAAAAAAGAAACAAGAAUUUGAGUCGGAGAAAGACGGAGAAUCGAUCGAGGAAAAGUCGGUUAGAUCGUGGAAUUUUCAGUUUCGAACACGAAAACUUCUGAUUUCGCAGUUUGACUAUUUUUCCCGAGCUUUUGAAUCCUUAAUCCUUAUUCUCUGGUAAUAAUACAUAACAGGCUUGGAACUCGUGUCCUCUGUGUUUGGCUGUGAAGUCGGUUUCGAAAUGGAACAGAAAAGCAUAUUGUUGUCGGCGUUGAGUGUAGGGGUGGGAGUGGGAGUGGGGCUUGGGUUUGCUUCGGGACAGGCCGUGAGCAAAUGGAGCAGAGCCGGUUCUGGCUCAAACGCCGUCACUCUGGAGAAAAUGGAGCAGGAGAUGCUCCGGCUUGUAGUUGACGGCAGAGAAAGCAAGGUCACGUUCGACCAAUUCCCCUACUACCUCAGUGAGCAGACACGGGUCUUGCUAACAAGUGCUGCCUAUUUCCAUUUGAAGCAUGCAGAUAUUUCGAAGCACACACGAAAUCUUUCUCCUGCAAGUCGGGCUAUUUUGCUCUCUGGACCUACCGAACUUUACCAACAAAUGCUUGCCAAGGCUUUAGCCCAUUUCUUUGAAGCAAAGUUACUACUGUUAGAUGUAACCGACUUUUCACUGAAGAUUCAGAGCAAAUAUGGUAGUGCCAACAAAGAAUACUCCUUUAAAAGGUCCACUUCAGAGUCAACCUUGGAGCGAUUGUCUGACUUAUUUGGAUCAUUUUCAAUCCUUCCACAGAGGGAGGAUGCUAAAGUUUCAGGUACACUAUGGAGGCAAAGCAGUGGGGCAGAUAUUGGAUCAAGGCCAUCAGAAGCUUCUUCUCAUCCUUCUAAGCUUCGUAGGAAUGCCUCUGCUUCAGCUAACAUCAGCAACCUUGCUUCACAAAGCACUCCUGCAAAUCCAGCUCCUCUCAAACGCACAAGCAGCUGGUCCUUUGACGAGAAGCUUCUUAUACAGUCUCUCUACAGCGUUUUGGUUUUUGUGUCAAAAACCAUGCCCAUUGUGCUGUAUCUUAGGGAUGCUGAUAAAUUCUUGCUUAGAUCACAAAAGAUAUAUAACUUUUUCCAGAAAAUGUUGAAGAAACUGUCUGGAUCAGUGCUGAUCCUUGGUUCACGAGUUAUGGAUCCUGAUAAUGACUAUGGAGAUGUGGACGAGAGGCUUACUGCUCUCUUCCCUUACAAUAUUGAGAUCCGGCCUCCAGAGGAUGAGUCCCAUCUUGUCAGCUGGAAGUCUCAACUGGAGGAAGAUAUGAAGAUGAUCCAAGUUCAAGAUAACAGAAACCACAUCGUGGAAGUACUUUCAUCAAAUGACCUUGAUUGUGAUGAUCUGGAUACAAUCUGUGUGGAAGACACAAUGGUUCUCGGUAACUACAUUGAAGAGAUAGUGGUAUCAGCAAUUUCUUAUCAUUUAAUGAACAAGGAUCCUGAAUACAGAAAUGGAAAACUUGUCAUAUCAUCUAAUAGCUUGUCCCGUGGAUUGAGUAUAUUCCAGGAAGGAAAAUCUGGUGACAAAGAUUCUUUGAAGUUGGAAGCCCAUGCUGAAACAUCUAAGAGUAUUGUUGGGGAAGAGGCUGUUGGCGUGAAGCCAGAAACAAAGGCUGAAAGCACUACCCUUGAACACAAAAGUGAAGCAGAAACAUCCGCUUCAGUGCCAAAGGCAGAUGGGGAUAAUUCAGUUUCAUCUUCCAAAGCUCCAGAACCCGACAAUGAAUUUGAGAAGCGCAUUAGGCCAGAGGUUAUACUGGCAAAUGAGAUUGAUAUAACCUUUGCCGAUAUUGGUGCAUUAGACGAUAUCAAAGAGUCCCUUCAGGAACUAGUGAUGCUCCCUCUCCGAAGACCAGACCUCUUCAAGGGAGGCCUUCUAAAACCUUGCAAGGGAAUAUUGCUAUUUGGUCCACCUGGCACUGGGAAGACAAUGCUGGCCAAGGCCAUUGCCAAGGAGGCUGGAGCAAGCUUCAUAAAUGUAUCCAUGUCUACCAUCACUUCUAAAUGGUUUGGUGAAGAUGAGAAGAAUGUCCGAGCAUUAUUCACUCUGGCAGCCAAGGUCUCUCCGACCAUUAUAUUUGUAGAUGAGGUUGAUAGCAUGCUUGGGCAGCGGACUAGAGUUGGGGAGCAUGAAGCCAUGCGGAAGAUAAAGAACGAGUUCAUGACUCACUGGGAUGGGCUCUUGACAAAACAGGGUGAACACAUCCUUGUUCUCGGUGCAACCAAUAGGCCAUUUGACCUUGAUGAAGCAAUUAUUAGGCGCUUUGAAAGGAGAAUUAUGGUGGGAUUGCCAUCCGUGGAGAACAGGGAAAUGAUCUUCAAAACUCUUUUGGCAAAAGAAAAGGUAGAAGAAGGACUAGACUUUAAGGAGCUAGCAACAAUGACAGAAGGAUAUACUGGAAGUGAUCUGAAGAUUUUGUGCACAACUGCUGCUUAUCGGCCAGUCAGAGAGCUAAUACAGCAAGAAAGUCUAAAGGUUUUGGAGAAAAAGCAGAGUGCUGCAGAAGGGAAAGAAGUUCAUUCUGCAGAAGGGCAGAUUCCUGGAAGUACUUCAGAGACGAAGGAAAGUCAGGAGGGAGUAAUUACCCUGAGGCCAUUGAACAUGGAAGACUUGAGACAAGCAAAGAGUCAGGCUGCUGCAAGCUUUGCAGCUGAAGGAUCUGUAAUGAGUGAGCUGAAGCAGUGGAACGAUUUGUAUGGAGAGGGAGGCUCAAGGAAGAAGCAGCAGUUGACAUACUUCUUAUAAUGAGUGUAACAUGGAGUUGAAGCAGUCAACAAGAAGAUGGUGUCGAAAACAAAGCGCUGAGAAGAGCUUGUCCACUGAAUAUGCCCUAAUAACUGGUAAUUGAAAAUCUGGAACCAUCAUGUAGUACGGUUACCAUAGUUUUUCUAGGGAUAAUGUGUGUAAUAAUGCUUCAGACGGAGCUUGUUACAAGUUUUCCUGCUUGAUCCAGAGAAUAAGAACUUGAGCCACC
Molecule: messenger RNA, 3118 nt
Organism: Juglans microcarpa x Juglans regia
Lineage: Eukaryota; Viridiplantae; Streptophyta; Magnoliopsida; Fagales; Juglandaceae
Product: spastin-like
Exons: 17
Coding region: 355-2889 (844 amino acids)
Cellular component (GO): mitochondrial outer membrane
Molecular function (GO): ATP binding; ATP hydrolysis activity
Source: RefSeq, a predicted model, not a curated record